Paraglomus brasilianum is the source of this 1821-nucleotide messenger RNA. NCBI's taxonomy places the organism in Eukaryota, Fungi, Glomeromycota, Glomeromycetes, Paraglomerales, Paraglomeraceae. The record is from the annotation of a GenBank genome assembly.
AUGGAUCCACCGUUUUCAGCUCGUUCGGCUAGAAGGAGGCGCACUCUGUUAGGCUCAAUCGAUCCAAACCAGUUUCAGAGUGGAAUACCGCAGUCGGCCAAACGGCGGCCUUCAAUGGGUCGUGCAGCUAACGAGAAUACUGGCAUACAUGGGGCUGUAAUUUCAAGACCAUCAAAAGCCAUGAGUCACGUAAGGUUAUCUUCAAUGCCCAACUCUGUGUUUAUGAAAGAUCCUCGUCCACUACGUGACAAACACUGGCAGCAAGAAACAAUUAGAUAUAUAAUGGAAUAUCUUGCUGCCUGGAACUAUCCUCAUGGAAUAUCAAUGAAAAAUUUGCAACAACCAACCACGAAAGAUUUUCAGAAUGUAUUUAAAUUUCUCUAUGGCAGGAUUGAUGGAAACGGAUGGAAUUCGAACAGGAAAUUCGAGGAGGAGGUGCCGGGGAUACUGAAAUCUUUAAGAUACCCAUUUGUAGGUGAGAUAAGUAAAUCGUCAUUAUAUGCGAUUGGGUCAAUGCACACGUGGCCUCAAUAUCUUGGCAUGUUGAGAUGGCUUGUUGAAUUGGCUAUUAUAGCGGAUACUGUUACGAAAAUUGAUGAUUAUGAUCAAGUGCCAUUAGAAGAUACCACUCCGGAGCAUAUUUUCUUUAAUUAUGUGGCGCAAGCGUAUAGUGAUUUCUUAGCUGGGGCAGAUGACUUUGGAGAAUUGCAAACUGAAUUGAACAGAGUCUUUGCAAAAAAGAAUACUAGUAUUUUAGAAAAAACCAAGGGCGUUAGGGAGGAAAUGGAACAAUUGGAAGCUGAGCUGGCGGCAUUACAGAGAAAAGAGCCACCUCUCGCGGGUCCAAAGAAAGAAAAUUUAACAUUGCAGGCAGACAAACAAAAAUUUAUUUCUUAUAUUGAGCAUCUUGAACAGAAGAAGAAAAAAAUGGCUGAGAGCAUAGAAAAAAAUGAGAGGGAAGUCAAAAAUUCAGAUGAAGAGCUUAAGAAAACGAGAGCUAGAAGAACUAAAAUACAAGAACUGGUAGACAGCCAACCAGUAUCACACAAUGAUCUGGAACGUAUGCAUCAAGAACGAGAAAUCCUACAAAGUGGUCUAGAUGAUAUUGCGUCAAAGAUCAAACAAACGUCUCAUGAUGUUAACGAAAACGAGAUAAUUCUAGAAAGAAAUAUAGAAACGACAACGACAUUGAUUCAAAAAUUCAAUACUAGGGCAAUUUGCAUUGGCAUAAUACCACGAAAUGCACAGUAUGCAAAGGGAGAAGAUUAUGAGAUAAGACUGAAUAAAAAUGUCGAGGAAUUAGAAGACAUGACAAAUAUAAAUAUAACAAAUAUUAUUAUGCCAAUGUUAUCUGAUCUUCGGAACGAACUCAACAAAGAAUACAAUGAAUUGCAAACAAGGCAGGCUGACCUUGAUCAUGAGAUACAAAAACAAAACGAUGCAAUUGCUACUAAACAAAGUGGACUGGAAGAGAUUAACAGACAGAUAAAUGAUUUGAAUAUAGCAUAUGAAGAAGAAAAAAAGACGAUGGAUCAAGAAGCUGAAACGUCGGCAGAAUACCUGACUACAACGACGGCUAAAUUAAAACACCUGAAAAUACAUGGAGCAAAAUCUCUAACUGAAACGCAACAGGAAUAUCAGCAGAUACAAAUUGAGUGCGAUCGAAUGGAACUAGAAUAUAAUUCAAAAAUUGAAUCGGCCAACAAGCUGUGUGCCGCGAUUGAAGAAAAUCAACUAAAAAUGAGACAACAGAUUAGUGAAUGUCUUGGAUCGUUUAAAGCAAUGACUGAAGCUGAACUUUAUCCUGCUUCGAAUAAUUAA